AAAGCAAUUCAAAAGGCCUAAACAAUUUUGCAGUACAGCUGCCCUUAUGAUCUUUAAACAUGAUUUUUAUAAAUCGAAAACUCUUGCAUUUAAAACUUGCGUAGAUUUUUUGCAGCAAGGUAAAGAUCUUACAAACCUUGUUGCAAGGUAGAUGUAGCACAAAUAGUCCAUCAUGACCAGAGUUGAAUGAUCUACAGUUCCACCUAGAGCCAUUUAUAGAUAUUGCAGCAAAACAUUUCUGUUGAAUUCAGUAUGAAGUAUUGACACGAUGUUCUUAAGAAUGUGCUGAAAUGAAAUGCAAAAUUAAAUCUUAACAUACAUGUUCAAUAGAUCUAGUAGGACUUUUUGGGUAACUUAAACGCGCUUUCUUCGGCAAUGGAGUCGACAUUUCGAUAUGGAGACACCUGGACACGGCGUGAUCCCUGGAAUGACGUUGUUUUUGUGUACACAGUCGCAGAGUAGUUGCUAUUGGCAACAUAUUCGGUGAUAGGUGAAUCCCAGCCGAGGAAACGAGCAGCGGCGUUCAAGUUAUAAAUCAUCGUCCAUUCAGUAGGCUAAAUAAACUACUAAAGAAGCUGUUUACAUUGUUGAUACAGCAAUUUGCACUACCAUGCGCAUGCGACAGUUGUGAAUACUAUAGCCAUAUAGUCAUAUUUUUAUUGUGAGCUAAUGUUUGUUACCAAACUGGCGCAUUCGCGUUGAUGGAAUGAUUCUGCAGGAACAGCUUGGGCGAGGAGAGCAGUAUAAUGGACAAGUAUGAGAAUUUAGGGUUGGUGGGAGAGGGGAGCUACGGCAUGGUCAUGAAGUGCAGGAACAAAGAUAAUGGCAGAAUUGUGGCUGUGAAGAAGUUUCUGGAGAGCGAGGAUGAUAAAACGGUGAAAAAAAUAGCUUUGCGAGAAAUAAAGAUGCUGAAGCAACUUAGACAUGAGAAUUUAGUAAACCUGCUGGAAGUGUGUAAGAAGAAGAGGCGGUGGUAUCUGGUGUUUGAGUUUGUGGACCGGACCGUUUUAGACGAUUUGGAACAGUACCCAAAUGGACUGGACUGCGGCAGGGUUCGCAAAUACCUGUUUCAGAUCCUCAGAGCCAUCAAAUUCUGCCAUCAGCACAAUAUCAUCCACCGUGACAUUAAGCCGGAGAACAUUCUGGUGUCUCAGUGCGGUGUGGUCAAGCUGUGCGACUUCGGCUUUGCGAGGACGAUGGCCGCUCCCGGGGAGGUCUACACGGACUACGUGGCCACCCGGUGGUACCGCGCCCCAGAGCUCCUGGUGGGAGACACGAAGUACGGGAAGGCCGUGGAUGUGUGGGCGAUCGGUUGCCUGUUCAUGGAGAUGCUGACGGGGGAUCCUCUGUUUCCUGGGGAUUCAGACAUUGAUCAGCUUUAUCUCAUCAUGAGGUGCUUCGGAAACCUAACCCCCAGACAUCAGGAGCUUUUCUAUAAGAACCCCGUCUUUGCCGGCGUUAGUUUGCCCGAGGUUCCUGAGAAGGAACCGCUGGAGAAGCGGUUUCCCAAGCUCUCCUUCGCCGUGUCCGACUUAACAAAGAAGUGCCUGCAGAUUGACCCGGAUAAGAGGCCGUCCUGCUCAGACUUACUGCAGCACGAGUUCUUCCUCAAAGACGGCUUUCCUGCCAGGUUCACUCAGGAGCUGAACUCCAAGAUUCAGAAGGAUCUUCAAGACAAUCCUUCCUUGCCUAAAAUGUCAAGGAUUUCAAAAAAGGACAAGGAAGACUCUUCAGUGGAUGAGAAGACAGUGACUUGCAGGGACUCUAAUGUGAAUGCCAAAGCUAAAGAGGGCAAGCAGGAGGUCCGAGCUGCCAAGGCCUCAGAGCCCAGAGAGGAGUGUGAGAAAGCAGGAAUUCUGGGUAAAAACAGGCCGGAAGACGCAGAAAAGGCCUCAGAGGGCGGGGCCAACCUGGCGAAACCUCCACCGGGGAAAGAUUUGAACCCGGAGCCCCUAAAGGCCACUGCCACCUCUGUGAUACCGCCCAUAUCCCACAAUCCUCUAGCCAUUAUCACCAACGGCCUUAUCAUGGGCGUGGGGGCGGGGCCUGCAGCAGGGCCGCUCGGCCUACGGGCCAUCGACAAGGUGAAAAGGCAUGGAAAUAUAUUUAAUAGAAUGUCACAACAGUCCUCUAAUCUCUACAACGGAAACAUCUCUGGGAAGAUUGCCUGUGAAAAGAGCGUCAUCCACGAGCGUUCCUUUCUGUCCGAGAGAGCGGGCAACGGAGGCAAGAAGAAAGGGGAGAAUCUGAGGGCAGACGUUCACUUUCCUGAGCUGAAAACCGGACUUCUGCCCGAGCUCAGAGGAGCUGAAGGCAAACAGUCAAAGACAACCAAAAAAGAACACAAGAAAGAUUGCCGCAUACCUUCAAUCAAUGCCAUGGAUGUCCAUUCUAGUGGGGCCCUGUGACAGCAUCUGUUUGGCAUUCCGGUUUCAGAUUUCUGCAAAGCACAGAGGCCAGGUUCCAUGGAGCCGAUCUUUAAUGGUGAGACGUGUGUACCUAUACAUGUGCUUAUGUAUAACUGUAAAGUGCUGCUGCAUAUCAGAUAUUACAGCGUAAGAUUAAUGAAGCAAUAAAUUAAUACUGAAGUACAUUAAGAUGUGAAGAAAAAAUGUGAAGAAAAAAAAAUGUGAACGGUGUUAUUCCACCCCUGUAUGGGAUUCAUUCUUUUAUGUAUAGUAAUCUGUAAUUCACUAUUUCAAAUGUAUAUGUGUGUUCUUUGCUCAGUAUGUUAACUGUUGAUUUAUUCUGAUACUGAGUAUAGGCAAAUACAUUACAUUUUUAUAGACGCACUUACUGUUCAUUUUUAUAGACACUGCAUACUUCAGUAUUGCACUGAAUUAAAUUGCAUUGAAGCACAACAAAAAAAUCAAGGCACAAAUAAUUUCAAAUUUUAUAAUUUAUAUAAAAAGAUAAGUACAUAGUUUAGGAAAGUAUCUGUUCCUUUUGUAGGAUAAAUAUAUUUUUAAGAAUCAGUGAGUCCUAGUUGGGAAAAAUGAUUAAAUGUGCCCAUAUGUUUAUGGAGGUAAUUCUUUAUGAAGAUUUAAAUAAUACUUUAAAAAGGACUUUAAAAGCAUUUCACAAUAUUGCCUUCUGAACUGAAUGUGCUGUUUUAAAUAAUCAUUUUAUAAAAUAGUCACUGAGCAUUAAAUGGGUAUUUAAUACAAAUUUGUUGUAAAAUAUGUUUUUUUUGCAAUGAACUGUGGCUUAUACAUAUUAAAUGUAAAACUAAAUCAUUUAAAAUGUCUGUCAAAACUUUCAAAAUGGAUGUGAUUUGCAUAUUAUAAUGGAAUGGUAUCGUGGCUUGUUUGGCUUUAUAGGAAACUGUGAAGUAAGCGAGCCUGCCACCAGUUUGGUUUUAUAAAAGGCCUUCUGAUCAGACCACA
This is a messenger RNA of Anguilla anguilla (European eel), 3386 nucleotides long. Its product is annotated as cyclin-dependent kinase-like 2. Bases 747 to 2408 code for a protein of 553 amino acids. Gene Ontology annotation, biological process: protein phosphorylation. Gene Ontology annotation, cellular component: nucleus. Lineage: Eukaryota; Metazoa; Chordata; Actinopteri; Anguilliformes; Anguillidae. The transcript is spliced from 13 exons. The record is from RefSeq and is a predicted model, not a curated record. Gene Ontology annotation, molecular function: cyclin-dependent protein serine/threonine kinase activity; ATP binding.